AUGGAUCGAGCAAUGUCUGAUGGUGCCCCUCCGCGACUCGAUUUCACGACCUUGCCCGAGGCAAAACACCGUGGCGAUGAAAGCCAUGGCGACUCCAGCGCCAGCGAGUCCGAGUACCAACAUGCUCUUGAGGUAGUCUUCGAUGCAGACAAUGCCCACCGUCGCAGAUCCUCCCUUGUCACCACAGAAGAUCCCAACCUAGGAGGUCGCUCGGAAUCAGCAGAGAGAAGAGAGAAUACCGCAUGCUUUGUCCAUCAUCUUCUCGAAAAACAGCGGCGAUCCCGGAAAUCAAAUACCAACAGUCUGCAAAACAUCAAUGAAGAUACGAAAGCGGACAAGGCAAUCGUCACCAAAAAUGAGCCGGCUACCCAGUCUCGAAUGCUCACGAAGAGGCAGCUGGCUGAUAUGGCAUAUGGAGUCCGAGAAUUGUCAAAGAGAUUGGGCAGUGUGCGGCUAAGGUUGAAGGUCAAGACGGUAUUUCUGUUGACGAAGGCGCAUGACGAGUCGCUCAUUGGGUACACAAGGGACAUGGUGGAAUGGCUGCUGUCAAAAGAGAGGGACACACCGUACAUUGUAUACGUUGAAGACACUCUGGAACAUAAUCACAAGUUCGACGCAAAGAGCAUCAUCUCCGCAGACAUAUCAAGGGAAGGUCGCCUGAAGUAUUGGAGUAACGAGCUUUGCGCACAGCACCCUCUUACAUUUGACUUUGCUGUAACGCUCGGCGGAGAUGGCACGCUCCUCUAUGCCAGCUGGCUUUUCCAGAGAAUUGUACCUCCGGUCCUGUCAUUCUCAUUGGGCUCUCUGGGUUUCCUGACCAAGUUCGAUUAUUCAGGCUUUCGAGAAACGCUGACCUCGGCUUUCAAAGACGGCGUGACCGUGAGUUUGCGUCUGCGGUUCGAGGGCACGGUCAUGAGAUCACAGACCAAAGGCCAGCACCGAGAUCUGGUUGAGGAGCUGAUAGGCGAAGAGGCCGAAAACGACUAUACGCACAAGCCGGAUGGCUCCUACGAGAUCUUGAAUGAUAUCGUGGUGGACAGAGGCCCUAAUCCUACGAUGUCUUCCAUUGAAAUCUUCGGAGACGACGAGCAUUUCACGACGGUCCAGGCAGACGGUGUCUGCGUAGCCACUCCGACAGGCUCCACUGCCUACAACCUCGCUGCUGGAGGAUCUUUAUGCCAUCCUGAAAACCCUGUGAUAUUGGUGACUGCCAUUUGCGCGCACACGCUGAAUUUCAGACCUAUCAUACUACCUGACACGGUUGUGUUGCGUGUUGGCGUGCCCUACGACGCUCGGACUUCGUCCUGGGCUAGUUUUGAUGGAAGAGAAAGGAUCGAGCUAUGCCCUGGCGAUUAUGUGACCAUAUCCGCUUCGAGGUACCCAUUCGCGAACGUGAUGCAACAGGGCAGAAGGAAUGAGGAUUGGGUCAGCAGUAUAUCAGAGAAGCUGAACUGGAAUUCGAGGCAAAAGCAGAAGAGCUUUCAAGAGUGGUCCAACGAUCAUGACUCAAAAUCAUAG
This is a messenger RNA of Letharia columbiana, 1518 nucleotides long. RefSeq lists its product as uncharacterized. The record is from RefSeq and is a predicted model, not a curated record. Gene Ontology annotation, molecular function: NAD+ kinase activity. The coding region runs from base 1 to 1518 and encodes 505 amino acids. NCBI's taxonomy places the organism in Eukaryota, Fungi, Ascomycota, Lecanoromycetes, Lecanorales, Parmeliaceae. Gene Ontology annotation, biological process: NAD+ metabolic process; NADP+ biosynthetic process. The transcript has 7 exons.